CUCUCUCUCUCUCUGGGUUGUGCUUACUUCUUUAUUUUGUUAACCUCAGAUUUUUGCAUUGCAUCCACCAUGGCUGUGCCCCCUUUUGUUCUUCUUCUGAUUUUUGUGGGUUGUGCUUCCACUGUGACAUCUGACCAAGAUCCAUUCAUAGGAGUGAACAUAGGAACGGAUCUUUCCGACAUGCCACAUCCAACUCAAGUAGUUGCUCUCCUCAAGGCACAGAACAUAAGGCACAUCCGCCUGUACAACACCGACCGUGGCAUGCUUGUUGCGCUAGCAAACACGGGCAUUCAGGUCAUCGUUUCAGUCCCCAAUGAGCAACUCCUUGGAAUCGGCCAAUCCAACUCCACAGCUGCCAACUGGGUCUCUCAAAAUGUCAUAGCUCAUUACCCAGCCACCAACAUCACCGGCAUUUCUGUGGGGUCCGAGGUUCUAACCGCACUCCCCAAUGCAGCUCCCAUCCUGGUAAAUGCCCUAAAGUUCAUCCACUCCGCUCUAGUUGCCUCAAAUCUUGAUCGUCAGAUCAAAGUUUCCACCCCGCUUUCCUCGUCCAUAAUACUGGACUCUUUCCCGCCUUCCCAAGCAUUCUUUAACAAAUCCCUGAACCCGGUUUUGGUCCCCAUGCUGAAUUUUUUGCAAUCCACGGGAUCGUAUCUAAUGCUCAAUGUAUACCCUUACUACGACUACAUGCAAUCCAACGGUGUCAUUCCCUUGGAUUAUGCGCUCUUCAAGCCUCUGCCAUCUAACAAAGAGGCAGUGGAUGCAAACACUCUUCUCCACUACACGAAUGUGUUUGAUGCUACGGUCGACGCAACCUACUUCGCGAUGGCUUUUCUGAACUUCACCAACAUUCCUGUUGUGGUGACUGAAACAGGGUGGCCGUCAAAGGGUGAUUCCAAUGAGCCGGACGCCACACUGGUUAAUGCCAACACGUAUAACAGUAACUUGAUAAGGCACGUGCUGAACAAGACCGGGACACCCAAGCACCCUGGCAUCGCAGUCAGUACUUAUAUUUAUGAGCUCUAUAAUGAAGAUACAAAAGCGGGUCCGCUAUCUGAGAAGAACUGGGGAUUGUUUGAUGCAAGUGGGAGCCCCAUUUACAUAUUGCACUUGACAGGGUCAGGAUCGGUUCUGGCGAAUGACACGACGAACCAAACGUAUUGUACUGCGAAGGAAGGUGCUGACCCGAAGAUGCUGCAGGCUGCUUUGGAUUGGGCCUGUGGAGUCGGCAAGGUGGAUUGCUCGCCACUGAUGCAGGGCGAAUCAUGCUAUGAACCGGACACAGUAUCUGCGCAUGCCACCUAUGCAUUUGAUACGUACUAUCAUCAAAUGGGGAAGGCUCCCGGAUCUUGUGAUUUCAACGGGGUGGCUGCAGUCACCACCACAAAUCCUGGUCAUGGUUCUUGCAUAUUUUCAGGAAGUCUCGGUAGGAACGCGACAUCAGUGAAUGUGACGGCCCCGUCUAUGAAUUCAACGACCUCGGGAUCGCCUGCUGGAAAUCACUAUACCAGCAUGUCUUGCUUCUUAUUGUGGAUGAAAGUCCUGGUCUGGAUUGCCCUGUUCUUGUAAAAUGGUACAUAUAUCUAGGUGAAGAAGAUUCAGUCUGUUUCUGAAGAUUAUUUUGUUAUUAGACCGGAUGGUUUUAGGGAAAGUCAUCCGGUCAAAUUUUGUGCAAAUCAAUCAAAGAAGCCUCGCUAGAAACUGAAAAAUGUAAUUCUUUUCAGGCAGAUUCGAUUGUUCUCCUCUUGUUAUCAACUUGAA
Messenger RNA from Rhodamnia argentea, 1761 nucleotides. RefSeq names its product glucan endo-1,3-beta-glucosidase 2. NCBI's taxonomy places the organism in Eukaryota, Viridiplantae, Streptophyta, Magnoliopsida, Myrtales, Myrtaceae. The record is from RefSeq and is a predicted model, not a curated record. The transcript is spliced from 4 exons. Gene Ontology annotation, cellular component: plasma membrane. Bases 70 to 1569 code for a protein of 499 amino acids. Gene Ontology annotation, molecular function: hydrolase activity, hydrolyzing O-glycosyl compounds. Gene Ontology annotation, biological process: carbohydrate metabolic process.